CCCUCCCCCCGCCGGUAGUAGUAGUAGCAGCAGCAGCAGCACUACUGCAGCUCUCCGGCCAUUGGACACAUUCCCCGUACCAUGCCUUCCCCAAUCCCCGUGGAUCGCUUCCUGCCCCGGGACCUGUCGCCGUCCAUAGACCUGCGCCCCUGCAGCAGUCCCUUAGAGCUGAGCAGCAAUAAACCAGGGGGUCUCCCCAGCCCCUGCACCCGCCGCCCGGCGGGAUCCCGACUCCCACCCCGUCUGGCCUGGUGCAGCAUCGAUUGGGAGCAGGUGCGGGUGCUGGAGCCGCUGGGGUCCGGGGGCUUCGGCUCCGUCUACCGGGCCACCUACCGAGGUCAGACGGUGGCGCUGAAGAAGGUGAAGCGCUGCAGCAAGAACCGGCUGGCCUCCCGGCAGAGCUUCUGGGCCGAGCUGAAUGCCGCUCGCCUCCGUCACCCGCAUGUGGUGCGCGUCCUGGCCGCCAGCGCCUCCUGCCCCGGGGACCCUGGCAGCCCCGGCACCAUCAUCAUGGAGUACGCGGGCAGCAGCACCCUGCACCGCCGCAUCUACGGCCGCGGCCCCCCGCUCGGGAGAGACUGCUGCCUGCGCUAUGCGUGCCACGUCGCGGACGGACUGUGCUUCCUGCACCGGGGCGGGGUGGCUCACCUGGACCUCAAGCCGGCCAACGUGCUGCUGGCCCCGGGAGACCUGUGUAAGAUCGGAGACUUCGGCUGCUCGCAGCGGCUGCGGGCCGGAGAGGAAGGCGAGGACCCCGGCUACACCCAGCUGCGGCACCUGGGGGGCACCUACACCCACCGGGCGCCCGAGCUCCUCCGCGGGGAGCCGGUCACCGUCAAAGCGGACAUCUACUCUUUUGCCGUCACCCUGUGGCAGAUGGUGACCCGGGAGCUGCCGUACACCGGGGACCGCCAGUGCGUGCUGUAUGCGGUGGUCGCCUAUGACCUGCGCCCGGAGAUCGGAGAGGAGUUCCUCAGCACGGAGGCCGGCAGGGCGGCCACGGACAUAGUGCAGAGCUGCUGGGCGGCCCGGCCCGAGGAAAGACCCAGUGCCGAGGAGCUGCUGGAGAGGCUGCACGCUGUGGAGGGGUCUGCCGGGCCACACAGCCCGCCUGUGAAAUUGCUGGACGGGUGAUGGUGCCCUGACCGGCCGUGCCCAGCCUGACAUUCCCCUCAGGGACCUCUGCACCUUCCCUGGUACGUCCUACAUUCACCCAUCUGGUGCCCCUUACAUUGCAGCCAAGCACUGUGCUACCUGCUGGGCGCCUCCCGGGGCAGUGACGCCCUAGGCAUACGCCUAUGUGACUUGUGUGCUGCCUGUCCUGUACCUGGAGUCAUCUGCAGUGUGCCCAGCAUCAGCAUCGCCAUAGGGGGUUGUAUGGUGCUGCCCCAUGUGUAGUCUCCAUGUACUGGUGCCUGACUACACUCAGUGAAACAUAUGCAGUGUAUUGUGGUAGUCGGCUGUCCGUAUUGGCUGGUAGCACCUUUCCCUGGGUCACAGACCGCUAUGUAUGUGUGUUACAUGUUAGAUUUCUUUGAGACACUUCGGGUGUUCUGUCAGUACAAGGCCGUCCAAUAUGUAUUCGUAUUUAAUAGGAGUAACAAGUGAUGUGAUAAUCUUGGACUAUGUAACUCAAACAUUCCACAUGCCUUUAUACUGUGUUUGUUUUCCUGUUUUCUUUAUGUUAUCAGAUGUGUGUGAUUUGUGAGCUGAGGAAUACCCUGUGUAACACCUGUCCUUGUUCAUUUUCACCAUGGGGAUAAUUGAGAAAUAAAAAUGAAUAUUGAAGGUAAUAAAAAUGUGUGAUGGGCAAAUAGUCACAUCCCUCCUUUGUUGCAGUCAGAGGGAUUAAUGAAUAAGUCUAAUUAAUGAUAAAAUCGUUGGUUGUACACAUGGAUAAUUUCUUGUGUUAUUUAUGCAGUUGACUUUAUGACAUUUGCACAGUUCCUGUAAUGACUCCUGCAGUUUCCUCUCUCUUCGCUGCAUGAUUUCUUUUUAAACAUCCACAGUAACUAACUACUAGCUAGUUUAUCUGGAACGGACAGCUGGAUUUGGUGUGUGCAAUGUUCUAGUCUAAAUGCAGCAUACUAUACAGCAAGUGCUCUCACUGAGCAAACGGUUAUUUAUUUUUUUCUGUUGUGUGGGUAUAAAAAAAAAAAGUUAAAAUUUAAAGUAAUAUGGGUUUAUGUCGGAGUUAUUGGAGUAGUUGCAAGCGGGGGAAUUGUCACUGACUAGUACGUUAUUGGGCAGGAGUAAUACGGUGCCAUUUUCAAUGUGGUAGCUCGAGACUUAUGUGAGCUGAGGUGCUAGGUGCUCCUUUGUCUAUUUACUACUCUACUGACCUUAAGGUGAAGGAAAAAGCCCUAUAGGGGUAAUAGGCAAUUCAAUUUUAAUUGGCAUGCUUUUAGCUUAGGUAAUUAUUUAAUCUAAAAGUCUAUUCAAUUGGAAAAUCUAAUAAGCAGCAGCAAAUAAUUGGUCUCUGAUAAUUGCUAAUACCCCAUCCUAUAUAGAUGAUCAAACCUAAAAGGGGGUGGGGGAUGGGUAGCUGGUAACUGUCUUCGAUACUUGAUAUACUUGUAUAAUAACGCCAUAUCCUGCAGCUAUUUAAAAAAAAAAAAAAAAAUGUUUUGAGAUGUUUUUAUCCUGGAGCUCAAAAGGGGAAAGUAUGGAAUUCCUGAAACUCACCACAGUGGAUGGAGCCAUGGCAGUGGCUAGUCCAGGGUCCAGACUAUAAAAUCACAAAAAGGCAAGUGAUGUCAUUAGUCCCCUAGAACUAAUGACUGCUAUUCUACAGUAACAUUUGUACAGCCAACAAAUUGUCUGGUUUUGCUGUAUGUGAGUUUGUGUGUGUUUUGAAAUCUAUAAGAUGCUUUACACCACUAAGAUGCUUUAAAACUUAACCUUCAUACGUAUACUUUUAAAAAGACCAAAUAGUCUGUAUGUAAAAUGACAACACUUGUGUCGGCAUAUUUGUAAAGGUGAAUGUACCAGAAGUGAUUUCAAUUAUUUUAUUUUUAAUGUGAGCAGCUAUUACGUUCUACAUGUACACGUGUAUAUUUUUAUAAUAAAUAAAUUUUGUCUAAACCUC
This is a messenger RNA of Pseudophryne corroboree (corroboree frog), 3088 nucleotides long. It is a transcript of the gene MOS, whose product is annotated as MOS proto-oncogene, serine/threonine kinase. Gene Ontology annotation, cellular component: cytoplasm. Gene Ontology annotation, molecular function: ATP binding; protein kinase activity. Bases 82 to 1134 code for a protein of 350 amino acids. NCBI's taxonomy places the organism in Eukaryota, Metazoa, Chordata, Amphibia, Anura, Myobatrachidae. The transcript has a single exon. Gene Ontology annotation, biological process: protein phosphorylation; positive regulation of MAPK cascade; negative regulation of metaphase/anaphase transition of meiotic cell cycle. The record is from RefSeq and is a predicted model, not a curated record.